Messenger RNA from Eruca vesicaria subsp. sativa (arugula), 395 nucleotides. The record is from the annotation of a GenBank genome assembly. NCBI's taxonomy places the organism in Eukaryota, Viridiplantae, Streptophyta, Magnoliopsida, Brassicales, Brassicaceae.
AAAAUACCCUAACGCAGAUAAAACGCAGAGAACUCUGAACAGGAAGUCAGAAUCAAAUGGCGGCUAAGGGUCCGUUGAAGCUCAAAGCCAAAGGAGGAAAAGGGUCGAAGGGAUCAUCUUCUUCUUCCACGUCAUCAUCCAAGUACGAGCUCUUCAAGGAUUGGACCAACUGGUCACUCAAGAAAGCAAAAGUCGCCACUCACUAUGGAUUCAUUCCUCUCAUCAUCAUCGUCGGCAUGAAGUCAGACCCAAAGCCUCACCUUUUCCAGCUUCUCAGCCCUGUUUAAUCUUCCCAAUGUUUUAUUUAGUGCUUAUGUUCUGUUUUUUUUUAUAUAUAUGAAAAUGGAUUAUUUUGUUUGUCUCUGAAUCUAUACAAACUCAAAGUUUCUUUUUUU